Balearica regulorum gibbericeps (East African grey crowned-crane) is the source of this 379-nucleotide messenger RNA. NCBI's taxonomy places the organism in Eukaryota, Metazoa, Chordata, Aves, Gruiformes, Gruidae. The record is from RefSeq and is a predicted model, not a curated record.
GCUCUGCUGAUGGAGACCGCCAAGCUCAACCCCAUCAUCCGGGAUGUCUACGGGGCUGCAGGUCGUGUCCAGCAAGCGCCGGCCGCUGCCUCAGCGCGCAGGAGCAGCAGCUGCCGCGAGCUCAUGAUCAAGCUGACGGAGGGGCAGUACGUGCUGUGCCGCUGGACCGAUGGGCUCUAUUACCUCGGAAAGAUCAAAAGGGUGAGUGGCUCCAAGCAGAGCUGCCUUGUCACGUUUGAGGACAACUCCAAGUACUGGGUCCUCUGGAAGGACAUCCAGCAUGCCGGCAUCCCCGGGGAGGAGCCCAAGUGUAACAUCUGCCUGGGAAAGACGUCGGGCCCCAUGAACGAAAUCCUCAUCUGCGGAAAGUGUGGGCUGG